Molecule: messenger RNA, 2757 nt
Organism: Nematolebias whitei (Rio pearlfish)
Lineage: Eukaryota; Metazoa; Chordata; Actinopteri; Cyprinodontiformes; Rivulidae
Gene: cep126
Product: centrosomal protein 126
Exons: 10
Coding region: 1-2757 (918 amino acids)
Biological process (GO): mitotic spindle organization; non-motile cilium assembly; cytoplasmic microtubule organization
Cellular component (GO): midbody; centrosome; ciliary base
Source: RefSeq, a predicted model, not a curated record
AUGUAUGAAGACAAAAAGAGGGCUCUGGAUGACAGACGGAAGCUGUGGGACACUGAAGAGAAACGUCUGAGAGAGAACAUCCUGCAGCAACGCAGACAGCAAGUACAGGAAGCUACCGAGCGCUUCCAAAGAGCCCAUCUUCCUCCUCCUCAGAGAUACAGGCAACCUCUCACAAGAAAUGCUCCGAAUAUUGAGGAUGCACUCAGUCAAAUUCAGGGCAGCUUGGGUUCACACGCCCAGCAGCCCUCUCUCUUGUCCACACAUAUUAGCAGAGGCAGCACUCCAUCACCUACGCCUCCCACAGCUCCUAGAUUGUCUCAUCGCCGAGCCCUCUCUGCAGUGGAGGCUUACAGUAAACUGCUUCAGGAGCAAUGCAGGAUCGAGACGCUUCACAAUCACAACCUGCAGGGCAGCCAUGACUCUGAUUCUUCUGAGAGCCUUUCAAGUAAGGACAGCUUGGAGGAUGAGGACUCCAACCAAAGCACAUCAGACCUGCAGUGUUCUCGCUCGUUGUUUUCUCCUGACUCAGAGAAGACCCACGCAGCGCUACAAAAGCAAAGUGAACUGUGUCCAACCUCAGCUUCUUUCUCAGCGAUGGUGCUUCUUGAUGAAAAUCUAGCCCUGCUAAGAAAACUGCAUGAACCCCAGCAGGAAACACAAGAAGACUCUAAAUGGGUUAACAAUGGGACUGUUGACGCUGAAGCUUUGUGGGAUUUCACUUCUAUUGCGAAAAUACCUAAAACAGAGAACCACGCCACACCAAACAAUAACUUAUUAGCUCUUUGUAAACUUCCUAAAGAAGAUCCAGAUUACUCUGAAGUCAAAUCCUUACAAACAAAUCACAAUGACAGCGUCCUCAUGAAAAAUAGGGUUGUUCUUGGCAACCCAGAUGAGUCUCCAUGUUCCAGACAAGAGGCUCUGUUGGAUCUCAGAGAACGGAGGAUCCACGAUGACAGUCACUUAAAAUAUCCAUCAUCUACAGAUGCUUCUUUCCCUUCCAAAAAUGGUAGCAGCAAAGACAUUUUGUUUGAGACUCCCCUAAAAAACAACAUGGCAGAUAUAUUCACCAACAACAGAACCCUUUUGCCCACGAAAAAAGAAAACUUUACGUCGUCUCGGAUAAAUUCCUGCGCCUCCAUAAAUAAUCUCAACAAAGUUUCAAACUCGGAAAGUAAAACUGAGAAGGCCAUAAACGGAGUGUUCCUGCCAAACGCAAGCUUGUCCAAGAUUCAGUCAGAAACGCACAAGUGUCCUGAGGAAGACGAGAAAAGUUUUCCUGUUUCAGGGGCCACACCUCAUUCAGUUUGUAAAGUCAAACUCGUCAAAGGGAUUCUUAAAAAGCAGUCCAAAAAUAUGCCAGGAGAUACUUGUUGCAUGCACGACUCAGACCGUUUGAUUUUUGCCAGCCAUGUAGCACUAGCGUUAAGAGAUAGCGUUGAAUUAACAAGAGCAAAAUCAAAAGAUCAGGAGGUCAACACUGUAAAAAAGAAGCUGCGUUGGUUUGACGAGGUCUUUACAGGAAAAGACCACCAGCCGAGCCUCACUAAAGAGUCAAGGUCUCCCAAGCCGGGACCCAGCAUGACCCCUGCAGCCUCCACUGGCUAUCACUUUACAAAAGAAGCAUGGGCAGAUGUUGGGGUUCAAGUCAACUUGCCCCAGGAACGAGCCGACGGGGUCAAGGCGGCGCAUAGCAGUGCCAAGAACAGUGGCUCGAAAAUCCCUCAGAGAGCUCGCCCUUCCAGACCUGGAGGGGGUCCUGUUUGCUUGCGGACAAGAAAGGGCACUGCUAUACGACCCCAAUCUGCCACUGAGGUGAGUCAGAUUGCCAAAGCCCAAGGGAAGAUCAUGGCGCCGCGCCCACCUCCUCGAACAGAGCCCGUGGAAGAAAAAACGCAGCACGUCAACAAGACUCCAUACGGCAUGAAACACGUCGGCAGCAGCUAUAAACAGGCCCUGGUUAUAGAGGAGGACCUGCCCAAGAACCACUCAGUGAGAAUAGUCUCACCUAAGACACGUGAUGUAAUCUCAACAGAUAGGACUGUUGUGUACACAGCUCUGCCACGCUCCCGCACCUGCUUCUUGUCGGGGGGUAACACAAAAGGCACGCCCAUUUCAGGUCAUCGAGACUUUCACCAGAACAGUGGAAGAGGGCUGCUGUUCAGAGAAAAAGGCUUUUGUUUGGAUGUCACACCCACAGAUGAAGAGAUUUCACAGCUCUGGCACGGCGUCCGCAGUGCCCUAAACACAAAAGAGGACGAAAGCUCGCUUGAAAGGCAAGCCGUGGAGAAACGUGACCAGAGCAGGCAGCCUCCUGGCUCGGCAAACAGAAGACUUCUUCAGACCUCUCAGCAUAUAAAGCAGAACUUUGAGCUACUCAGAACAUGUUCAAGUACUCACAACACAGCCUUAAAUGAAGGUUUCGAGUCUGCAGCGCAGAUACAGCUGGCAGAGGGCCUGUGGAAAGAGAAUCAGACUGGAGGUCCCAUGGAGAUCGCUCAGACACUGAGGCCCGUAACAGAGCAGCAGCGCCGCCAACAGCAGGAGAUCACCACCAUUUCCUUGGAGGAGAAGAAAAUCCUGCUGUCUCUCGAAAAACUGAACCACCAGCUGCACAAUUUGCAGGAACACGUGGGGCAUAAUGCUGGCACACGUAGUCUUGCAAUUAUUGACACACCCUUUACAAACGAAGUGACAGUUACAAAUUACAAGCACCGUGCUACCUCAGCAAACUCCGUUCCAUACCAGAAGAAAGUCUGA